Pan troglodytes (chimpanzee) is the source of this 6374-nucleotide messenger RNA. It is a transcript of the gene ADAMTS10, whose product is annotated as ADAM metallopeptidase with thrombospondin type 1 motif 10. Gene Ontology annotation, cellular component: extracellular matrix. The record is from RefSeq and is a predicted model, not a curated record. Lineage: Eukaryota; Metazoa; Chordata; Mammalia; Primates; Hominidae. Gene Ontology annotation, biological process: extracellular matrix organization; proteolysis. The transcript is spliced from 24 exons. The coding region runs from base 2241 to 5723 and encodes 1160 amino acids. Gene Ontology annotation, molecular function: metalloendopeptidase activity.
AUAAAAAGGAGAGAGAGGCCAGGUGCUGUGGCUCACGGCUAUAAUCCCAGCACUUUGGGAGGCCAAGGCAGGCUGAUCAUGAGGUCAAGAGAUCGAGACCAUCCUGGCCAACAUAGUGAAACCCCGUCUCUCCUAAAAAUACAAAAAUUAGCUGGGCAUGGUGGCGCACACCUGUAGUCCCAGCUACUCGGGAGGCUGAAGCAGGAGAAUCGCUUGAACCCGAGAGACAGAGGUUGCAGUGAGCAGAGAUCACACCACUGCACUCCAGCCUGGCGACAGAGUGAGACUCCGUCUCAAAAAAAAAAAAAAAGAGAGAGAGAGAACAACAACAGAAGGAAUGGACAUUAGCCCAGCUAAAGAGUGCAAUGGGGGUCACAGAAUAUCUGUGAGUGAGCUCCCCGUCACUAGAGGGAUCCAAGCAGAAGUGGGGAAUGUGGGCUUCUUGGUCCAUCAGCAACUUGGCAAAAACCUGGCUCCCUCCCUUGGGGCUGAACUGCCCUGUUUGGGGAUUGACUCUCAGACUUGGACUCUCAGACUUGGCUGGGCUGCAAAGAAAACAAGACUCUGUGAUUAAGGGAUUUUGCACAGAGGAGGAGGAGGGUGGAGACAGCAGGGUGGGGGAAGAGGGUUUGGCACAGGGUGGUGGCCCAAAGUGGUGUCUGCGGCAGGCUGGCCUGGGGCAGAUGCUGGAGAGACUCAGACCUGCGGGGCGGGCUGGCUUGGAGCCUUGAAAGAAUCUGAAUAGAGGACGGGGUCGGAAACACAGGGUGGAGGAGAGGCCUGGGAGGUGGGAGUGAAUAGUGCUACCCAGUGCAGAGAAUCCAAAGAUGGCCCAAGACAGUGGGUGCGUGGGUAGGCAUAUGAAAGUCUGCAGGACUGGAAUACUAGCCUUAGCUUUAAAAAUUUGGCUUGAAUGGUGCUACCCAUUUCAGAGAAUCCAAAGACAGGGCCCAGGACAGUAGAUGCAUGGGUGGGAGCCUUAGCUCUAAUCUGACUUGAAAAUUCACACUGACCAGCCCAGCCUUCAAGUGCCUCUGAUGCCAGCCUCCCCUUGCUCUCCUGCACCCACCCUGUCUGGGCUCAUGCCAGGCUCUACUCCACCUCCAGGCCUUUGACCUUGCUGUUUCCCCUCCCAGUGCACCUUUGCCUGUCUCUUCACACCAUUGAUUUCUUAUGCUUUGAACGUCUGCUUCCCAGUCUCCCCAUUGAUACCUUCUAGAGAACAUGUCACAAUCUGAACUAUUCUCCAUUCACUUGACUGUCAUCUGUCGCUCCUAAGAGAUGGAACCCCACAGGGCUAGGGCAAGUAGGGAUUGCUAUCCUUAGCAUGCCUGGCUGUCAUGCCCCCGUCCACCCUCCACCGGAGGCUAUAACCCAAUGAAUGAACCCAGGUUCUACCACUUUCUAGCAAUGUGACCCACGACAAACUCUAUCACUCCUGAGUCUAUUUCCUCAUCUAUAAAAAGAUGAGGGAUAUGAGUGUGAUGCGAGGUCAGGAGUUCGAGACCAGCCUGGCCAACAUGGUGAAACCCCAUCUCUACUAAAAAUACAAAAAUGUAGCUGGGCGUGUUGAUGCGUGCCUGUAAUCCCAGCUACUCAGGAGGCUGAGGCGGGAGAAUCAAAUGAACCUGGGAGGCGGGGGUUGCAGUGAGCCGCGAUUGCGCCAUUGCACUCCAGCCUGGGCCACAUAGUGAGACUCCAUCUCAAAAAAAAAAGCGUGAUGACCAUGACUUCUCAGUUAUUUUGGAAAUGAAAUAUGGUGGGCUGGGUGCAGUGGCUCAUGCUUGUAAUCCCAGUGCUUUGGGAGGCUGAGGUGAAAGGAUCCCUUGAGGCCAGGAGUUCAAGAUCAGCCUGGGCAACAAAGUGAGACCCCCGUCUCUCCAAAAAAACAAAAACAUUAGCCAGGUGUGGUGGCUUGCACCUGCAAUCUCAGCUACUUGGGAGGCUGAAGCAGGAGGAUUAUUUGAGCCCAGGCAGUGGAGGCUGCAGUGAGCUAUGAUCACAACACUGCACUCCAUCCUAGGUGACAGAGCAACGCCCUCUCUAACAAAAGAACAGAAAUGCAGUGGUGUGAAAACUAGGGCCAGUAGCUGGCACAUAGGAGAUACUCCCAGCAUCCCAGUCCCUGUCUGUCCUCUUGUAGGAGUGUAGGAAGGAUUGGAAGGGGAGGUGGGGAGAGGGGAGUGGCUGAGUGAGAAAAUGCAUUCAGAAUCUUCAGAGUCAGGUGAAAAGCUUUGGCCAUGAUUGGCCUUGGCAUUGGUUGUGCUGGACAGCGGGACCAGGCGCCCCCUUACCUGGCUCCCCCCUCCCAGGAGCCCGGUGAUGCUGCGAAGGCUGUGAACGGGGGAGGCGGCACUGUGGGGGCUGCCGGCAGCCGGGGCUGGGGAGAGACAUGUGGACACGUGGCCUCUAUGGCUCCCGCCUGCCAGAUCCUCCGCUGGGCCCUCGCCCUGGGGCUGGGCCUCAUGUUCGAGGUCACGCACGCCUUCCGGUCUCAAGAUGAGUUCCUGUCCAGUCUGGAGAGCUAUGAGAUCGCCUUCCCCACCCGCGUGGACCACAACGGGGCACUGCUGGCCUUCUCGCCGCCUCCUCCCCGGAGGCAGCGCCGGGGCACGGGGGCCACAGCCGAGUCCCGCCUCUUCUACAAAGUGGCCUCGCCCAGCACCCACUUCCUGCUGAACCUGACCCGCAGCUCCCGUCUACUGGCAGGGCAUGUCUCCGUGGAGUACUGGACACGGGAGGGCCUGGCCUGGCAGAGGGCGGCCCGGCCCCACUGCCUCUACGCUGGUCACCUGCAGGGCCAGGCCAGCAGCUCCCAUGUGGCCAUCAGCACCUGUGGAGGCCUGCACGGCCUGAUUGUGGCAGACGAGGAAGAGUACCUGAUUGAGCCCCUGCACGGUGGGCCCAAGGGUUCUCGGGGCCCGGAGGAAAGUGGACCACAUGUGGUGUACAAGCGUUCCUCUCUGCGUCACCCCCACCUGGACACAGCCUGUGGAGUGAGAGAUGAGAAACCGUGGAAAGGGCGGCCAUGGUGGCUGCGGACCUUGAAGCCACCGCCUGCCAGGCCCCUGGGGAAUGAAACAGAGCGUGGCCAGCCAGGCCUGAAGCGAUCGGUCAGCCGAGAGCGCUACGUGGAGACCCUGGUGGUGGCUGACAAGAUGAUGGUGGCCUAUCACGGGCGCCGGGAUGUGGAGCAGUAUGUCCUGGCCAUCAUGAACAUUGUUGCCAAACUUUUCCAGGACUCGAGUCUGGGAAGCACCGUUAACAUCCUCGUAACUCGCCUCAUCCUGCUCACGGAGGACCAGCCCACUCUGGAGAUCACCCACCAUGCCGGGAAGUCCCUGGACAGCUUCUGUAAGUGGCAGAAAUCCAUCGUGAACCACAGCGGCCAUGGCAAUGCCAUUCCAGAGAACGGUGUGGCUAACCAUGACACAGCAGUGCUCAUCACACGCUAUGACAUCUGCAUCUACAAGAACAAACCCUGCGGCACACUAGGCCUGGCCCCAGUGGGCGGAAUGUGUGAGCGCGAGAGAAGCUGCAGCGUCAAUGAGGACAUUGGCCUGGCCACAGCGUUCACCAUUGCCCACGAGAUCGGGCACACAUUCGGCAUGAACCAUGACGGCGUGGGAAACAGCUGUGGGGCCCGUGGUCAGGACCCAGCCAAGCUCAUGGCUGCCCACAUUACCAUGAAGACCAACCCAUUCGUGUGGUCAUCCUGCAGCCGUGACUACAUCACCAGCUUUCUAGACUCGGGCCUGGGGCUCUGCCUGAACAACCGGCCCCCCAGACAGGACUUUGUGUACCCGACAGUGGCACCGGGCCAAGCCUACGAUGCAGAUGAGCAAUGCCGCUUUCAGCAUGGAGUCAAAUCGCGUCAGUGUAAAUACGGGGAGGUCUGCAGCGAGCUGUGGUGUCUGAGCAAGAGCAACCGGUGCAUCACCAACAGCAUCCCGGCCGCCGAGGGCACGCUGUGCCAGACGCACACCAUCGACAAGGGGUGGUGCUACAAACGGGUCUGUGUCCCCUUUGGGUCGCGCCCAGAGGGUGUGGACGGAGCCUGGGGGCCGUGGACUCCGUGGGGCGACUGCAGCCGGACCUGUGGCGGCGGCGUGUCCUCUUCUAGCCGUCACUGCGACAGCCCCAGGCCAACCAUCGGGGGCAAGUACUGUCUGGGUGAGAGAAGGCGGCACCGCUCCUGCAACACGGAUGACUGUCCCCCUGGCUCCCAGGACUUCAGAGAAGUGCAGUGUUCUGAAUUUGACAGCAUCCCUUUCCGUGGGAAAUUCUACACGUGGAAAACGUACCGGGGAGGGGGCGUGAAGGCCUGCUCGCUCACGUGCCUAGCGGAAGGCUUCAACUUCUACACGGAGAGGGCGGCAGCCGUGGUGGACGGGACACCCUGCCGUCCAGACACGGUGGACAUUUGCGUCAGUGGCGAAUGCAAGCACGUGGGCUGCGACCGAGUCCUGGGCUCCGACCUGCGGGAGGACAAGUGCCGAGUGUGUGGCGGUGACGGCAGUGCCUGCGAGACAAUCGAGGGCGUCUUCAGCCCAGCCUCACCUGGGGCAGGGUACGAGGAUGUCGUCUGGAUUCCCAAAGGCUCCGUCCACAUCUUCAUCCAGGAUCUGAACCUCUCUCUCAGUCACUUGGCCCUGAAGGGAGACCAGGAGUCCCUGCUGCUGGAGGGGCUGCCCGGGACCCCCCAGCCCCACCGUCUGCCUCUAGCUGGGACCACCUUUCAGCUGCGACAGGGGCCAGACCAGGUCCAGAGCCUCGAAGCCCUGGGACCGAUUAAUGCAUCUCUCAUCGUCAUGGUGCUGGCCCAGACUGAGCUGCCUGCCCUCCGCUACCGCUUCAAUGCCCCCAUCGCCCGUGACUCGCUGCCCCCCUACUCCUGGCACUAUGCGCCCUGGACCAAGUGCUCGGCCCAGUGUGCAGGCGGUAGCCAGGUGCAGGCGGUGGAGUGCCGCAACCAGCUGGACAGCUCCGCGGUCGCCCCCCACUACUGCAGUGCCCACAGCAAGCUGCCCAAAAGGCAGCGCGCCUGCAACACGGAGCCUUGCCCGCCAGACUGGGUUGUAGGGAACUGGUCGCUCUGCAGCCGCAGCUGCGAUGCAGGCGUGCGCAGCCGCUCGGUCGUGUGCCAGCGCCGCGUCUCUGCCGCGGAGGAGAAGGCGCUGGACGACAGCGCAUGCCCGCAGCCGCGCCCACCUGUACUGGAGGCCUGCCACGGCCCCACUUGCCCUCCGGAGUGGGCGGCCCUCGACUGGUCUGAGUGCACCCCCAGCUGCGGGCCGGGCCUCCGCCACCGCGUGGUCCUUUGCAAGAGCGCAGACCACCGCGCCACGCUGCCCCCGGCGCACUGCUCACCCGCCGCCAAGCCACCGGCCACCAUGCGCUGCAACUUGCGCCGCUGCCCCCCGGCCCGCUGGGUGGCUGGCGAGUGGGGUGAGUGCUCUGCACAGUGCGGCGUCGGGCAGCGGCAGCGCUCGGUGCGCUGCACCAGCCACACGGGCCAGGCGUCGCACGAGUGCACGGAGGCCCUGCGGCCGCCCACCACGCAGCAGUGUGAGGCCAAGUGCGACAGCCCAACCCCCGGGGACGGCCCUGAAGAGUGCAAGGAUGUGAACAAGGUCGCCUACUGCCCCCUGGUGCUCAAAUUUCAGUUCUGCAGCCGAGCCUACUUCCGCCAGAUGUGCUGCAAAACCUGCCAGGGCCACUAGGGAGCGCGCGGCACCCGGAGCCACAGCUGGCGGGGUCUCCGCCGCCAGCCCUGCAGCGGGCCGGCCAGAGGGGGCCCCGGGGGGGCGGGAACUGGGAGGGAAGGGUGAGACGGAGCCGGAAGUUAUUUAUUGGGAACCCCUGCAGGGCCCUGGCUGGGGGAUGGAGAGGGGCUGGCUAUCCCCCCAGAGCCCCUCUUCAGCAUCCCCCCCUUCCAGUUCACAUAGUGAGACCCCCCCUCCAGGGUGGGUCUGGGGAGGGGACAGCUGUUCACCCCAGCACCCUUUGAACCCACCCUUAGGGAGUCCCCAACACUCCCCCCCUCCUUUGAUCGGAAUAUGUACUGUGAAGAGUAGGGGUGGGGAGGUGGUCUGCCGGUGCCCUGCCCCCCAGCACUGCCCUACCCCUCCACUCCGAGCUGGGGGGGAGUCUGUGUCUGCUAUGGGAGGGGGGGGGUAGCACCACCUCCCUGACACCCUCCCCUGACCUGACUAGGGGGAGGAUCCACCCCAACCUCUGCCCUGCCUGCCCUAGGGGCACCCCGACAUCCAGGCCACCCCCUCAUGGUGCUACAGACCCUGCCCUGGGGCCCACACACUCCUGCCAGGAAGCCCUACAUCAAUAAAGUUCUGUCUUGUGUAGAUUUCUACGAA